UUCUAACAGUGAGGGAGGGUUAGUUGACGGCCACCGUUAACAUUUGAAAUGGAAAAGGGUUUCCGCCAUUAACAUUUAACAACAAAUUGCAUCGUCCUCUCUCUUCAAUUUUGAUGAACAUGGAUGAUUCUUCCACUUGCCCCUUCUGUUUUUUAUCGCUUCCAUCUUCUCAACUCCAAUGGCACGCCAAUACCCACUUCGAAGACGACGAAUUUCGUUCACCUCCGAGUAAAAAAGCAGUUAGUGACUUACAUUUCGAUACAGCUUUUGGAGAUAGUAAUAAUUUGUGUGGUGGCGAUGGUGGCGGGAUUGGUAGAGACAAUGGGGUAUGGUUGAUGGAUGAAAAGAUCUCUCACUUGGUUGAUUUACAGAUAAAGGGUGAGUUUCACAAUGUUAAUGGCGGUUUGAUGAACUUAUUGAGGAAUUGUUUGGAAUCUGAAGGUGGAAACUCGAAAAGCAUUUUGUCGGGUUAUGUUGAUCAUUUCCAAAGCCUUAAGUCAGAGGAUGUUGGAUGGGGUUGCGGUUGGCGUAACAUUCAAAUGCUUAGCUCACAUUUAUUGGCUCAAAAGCCAGAAGCGAAAGAAGUAUUGUUUGGUUGUUCAGGAUUUGUUCCUGAUAUUCCAUCGCUCCAAAGAUGGCUUGAGAUUGCUUGGGAAAGAGGUUUUGAUGAACCUGGCUCUCACCAUUUCAAUAAUUCUAUCUAUGGUUCUAAAAGAUGGAUAGGAGCUACCGAAUGUGCUGCACUCUUGCGUUCUUUUGGUCUCCGAGCAAGGAUGAUUGACUUUGGUCCUAAGGAAUCUGAAUCUCUUUAUCUAUCUGUCCCCGGUUCAAGUGUUGGUGAGCCGGAGCUAGUGAGAAUUGACGAUGGAAGGAAGAGGAAAGCACCUAGUUUUUAUGGACCAAUGGAUAGAUAUCUGUCUAGUCAGAGUGGUGGUGUUUCUCAAGCAAGUUGUGGCACAAAUGCAAAGUCUUGUUCUUCUCUUAAUGUCAAUAUUGAUAAAGAAAGUGGUGGUGGAUGUAUGGUAAAAAGUGAUGCAAAACAAAGUAAAAAACAUCAAGUUCUAAUGGACUUUGUGUGGAAUUAUUUUUCUAAUAAAAACUCAAUUCAUUUUGGCUAUAGGCGUGUUGUCUUCAGUGAGAAAACGCCCUUGUACUUUCAACAUGAUGGACACUCAAGAACAAUAGUUGGAAUCCAAGUCAAACAUCAACGAAAUGGAAUUCUGCAUUAUAAUCUCCUAGUUCUUGAUCCUGGUCAUAGUACGGCGGCUGUAGAAAGAUCACUAAGGGAGAAAGUUGGAUGGCAGAGAUUCAUAAAAAGAGGAGUGCACACACUUAGGAAGCAACAAUACCAGUUGUGUUAUGUUGAUCCUGGAAUUGCCAGUGAAGAGGAGAUGAAAAAACUCAAGACAAUGGAUAGUGUCUUCAUUCAACUUUAAUCAAAGGUUUUUGCUGCAUCAAAGUACCAUAUCUUAUUUCAUACGAUAUAUAAUAUGAAGCUUAGUUAUGAAACAUUGCUGAAGGGAGAUAAUGAUCAGAUCCAAUUCGGUAUUCAUACUUCAUACUACUUGUAUGGGGUGGACGGAAUCUGUGAAUUGCACAACACAACUAAUGAGACCAUAGGGACAGGGGUUUAUGACUCUUCAUUUUCUGUAAGAUUUUUGCUGUCAAUUGGCUUAAGUUUUGGCCUGUUUCUACUUGUUGCAGUAUAACUCUCAUCAAAAUGGUAAUCGCUUAAAUGAUGCUACCCCUUGUGCUUUUUGUGGGUCAGAGCAUGAAAUGAUUUCCAGCCUGUUUCCUUGAUGUGAUUUAGCUACUGCAAUUGUGUUAGAAAAAUCAAUGUAAUUGCUGAUUUUCUAGAGUCAAUUAAGUUUGGUCCAAAUUUCCUCUAAA
Molecule: messenger RNA, 1890 nt
Organism: Lathyrus oleraceus (garden pea)
Lineage: Eukaryota; Viridiplantae; Streptophyta; Magnoliopsida; Fabales; Fabaceae
Exons: 6
Coding region: 114-1436 (440 amino acids)
Molecular function (GO): ubiquitin-like protein peptidase activity
Source: RefSeq, a predicted model, not a curated record